GAUGCGCAGCAGCUGUGACUGAGAACAGCUCAGGACACAUCACGCACCUCCAUUCCUCGUGGCUUUUGUUGCAUGAGCACUGACAGUUUUAGUUGAAGGAAAGUUUUUUUUUUGUUUGUUUGUUUGUUUGUUUUUUUCCCUCCAGUGACGCUGCUUUUUCGCACCCGCGUCUUCCUCAGAGGGGGGGGGGGGUAUAUUGUUCGUGGCGCAGCGCGACAGUGCGGUGUCCGAUUACAAACCGUGCGCCGUGGAGCCACCGGCACAGAGCGCUUCUCCGUGGGGCACAAAUAGAACAUAGGGCUCCGGAGGGACGAGAGCGCAGAGGAAUCUGUGCAGAGACACGGAGUUUUACUGAGGUUGAGUUGUGACUAGAGCACAGCAGAAGGGAGGAUAUUCCGUCUCCGGUUCCUCUUUAUUUUUUGUUUUUCCUUACCACUCUUCUCACCGGGACAAGAUACGCAGCUUCGCUCUUUACUAGAUGAACGGGAGUUGGACACCUCACUUGGUGUGUCUCCCCAAUGUUCUUGGCCCGUGAGGCCUGAGGAGAAGUGAGCCAAGCCCAGGCCCCCAUGGGGCGCCCUGUUACCCAGCAUGCACUGCUGCUGCUGCAGUGCGUGCUGGUCCUGCGGUCUGGAUUUGUGGCCGGGAGGAGAGGGCCGGUGCUGCUGCCUGAAUCACCAUGUCACAAGAUCGAGCACCCAAUCAUACCACACUCAGAGAUGGAGCCAUGGAUCUUCAGGUUCAAGGCAGAGGGCACGGUGGAUUACUCACAGCUGACCUUUGACCCGGGCCAAAAUGAACUGAUCGUCGGUGCCAGAAAUCACCUCUUCAGACUCAAUCUGGAAGACCUGACACUGAUCCAGGAGGCUGAGUGGCAUUGUGAUGAGUUCACCAAGGGAGCCUGCUUCAGCCGUGGAAAAUCUGAGGAGGAGUGCCAGAACUACAUCAGGGUGCUGCUGGUGAACGGGAACAGGCUGUUUACCUGUGGAACCAAUGCCUUUACCCCAAUCUGCACCAACCGAACGCUGACAAAUCUGACAGAGAUCCACGAUCAGAUCAGUGGAAUGGCCCGGUGUCCCUACAACCCCCUCCACAACUCCACCGCCCUCAUCACCUCCAGUGGAGAGCUUUACGCGGCCACGGCCAUGGACUUCUCUGGGCGAGACCCCGCCAUCUACCGCAGCCUGGGCGGUUUGCCACCACUGCGCACGGCACAGUACAACUCCAAGUGGCUGAACGAACCAAACUUCGUCUCCUCUUACGAUAUCGGAAACUUCACCUACUUCUUCUUCCGGGAAAACGCUGUGGAGCACGAUUGUGGCCGAACAGUGUUUUCCCGUGCAGGACGCGUUUGCAAGAAUGACAUCGGGGGUCGCUUCCUCCUGGAGGACACUUGGACCACCUUUAUGAAAGCUAGACUCAACUGCUCCAGGCCAGGAGAAAUCCCUUUCAACUACAAUGAACUGCAGGGCACGUUCUACCUGCCAGAGUUGGAGCUGCUUUAUGGCAUUUUUACUACCAAUGUAAAUAGCAUUGCUGCAUCUGCGGUGUGUGCCUUCAAUCUCAGUGCCAUAUCACAGGUUUUCAAUGGGCCCUUCAAGUACCAGGAGAACUCCCGGUCUGCCUGGCUACCCUACCCCAACCCCAACCCAGACUUCCAGUGUGGCACCAUUGACUCUGGCUCCUAUGUAAACCUGACCGAAAGAAACCUGCAGGACGCUCAGAAAUUUUUAUUGAUGCACGAGGUGGUCCAACCUGUGGUUCCAGUGCCCUACUUCAUGGAAGACAAUGUCCGCUUCACUCAUGUGGCAGUGGAUGUGGUACAAGGCAAAGACACACUGUUUCACAUCAUUUACUUGGCCACAGAUUAUGGUACUAUCAGAAAAGUACUCUCCCCUCUCAAUCAGUCUAUGGGGAGCUGCCUUUUGGAGGAGAUUGAGAUUUUCCCGCCUAGGAAGAGGCAGCCGAUCCGAAGCCUGCUGAUCUUGCACAGCCGCAGCGAGCUUUAUGUGGGUGUAAGAGACCAGGUCAUCAAGAUCCCACUCAAGAGAUGCAGCUACCAUAAGAGCAGAGAAGCAUGUGUAGGAGCCAGAGAUCCAUACUGCGGUUGGGACAUGCUGCUGAAGAAAUGCACCACCCUGGAGGAAAGUGUCAGGAUGAGCCAGUGGGAGCAGAGCAUCACUAAGUGCCCUGUCCGUAAUGUGACGGUCGAUGGGGGUUUCGGAGCCUGGUCGGGCUGGUCUACUUGCAGCCAUAAUGAUGGAGGAAGCGCCGGGUCCUGUCUGUGUCGAACACGAGCCUGUGAUAGCCCCGCCCCUCAGUGCGGUGGCCAGACAUGCUAUGGGAUCAGUGUCGAGGUCGCUAACUGCUCAAGAAACGGAGCUUGGACUCCUUGGACAUCCUGGUCUCCCUGUAGCACCAGCUGUGGAAUUGGCUUCCAGGUUCGCCAGCGGUCCUGUAGUAAUCCAACCCCUCGCCACGGCGGACGAGUAUGUGUCGGCCAGAACCGGGAGGAGAGGUACUGCAAUGAACACCUGCCCUGCCCACCACAUGUGUAUUGGUCUGCUUGGUCGGCAUGGGAACGCUGCACCGUGCCUUGUGGCGGAGGCAUCCAGUCACGAAGGCGAACCUGUGAGAAUGGCAACGACUGUCCAGGGUGUGGUCAGGAGUACCAGUCGUGCAACACUCUUCCCUGCCCCGACCUGAAGAAGACCACACCCUGGACGCCGUGGACGCCCGUCAACAUUUCGGACAACGGCGGCCACUACGAGCAGCGUUUCCGCUACACGUGCAAGGCCCGCAUCCCAGACCCAAGUCUCUUAGAAGUGGGCAGACAGAGGAUCGAGAUGCGCUACUGCUCCAGUGAUGGAUCCACUGGCUGCUCCACUGACGGUGAGGUUCUUCGUCUAGGGAGGAUCUCAGGUCACACGGUGAAUGGUGGCUGGUCGGCCUGGAGCUCCUGGUCACAGUGCAGUAGGGACUGCAGUCGUGGAAUCCGUAGUCGAAAGAGGACAUGCAGUAACCCAGAACCCAAGUAUGGAGGUCAGACCUGCCUGGGGCCGGCACAGGAGUACCAGGAAUGUAACAUCACUCCUUGUCCAGUGGACGGCAGCUGGUCAUGUUGGUCUUCAUGGUCCAAGUGUUCUGUGACGUGUGGAGGAGGACACUACAUGAGGACACGAACCUGCAGCAACCCCCCACCAGCUUAUGGAGGGGACAUCUGCCUGGGCUUGCACACUGAAGAAGCACUAUGCAACACUCAGGCCUGUCCAGAGAGUUGGUCCAGCUGGUCUGAGUGGUCCCACUGUGACUCCAACGGGGCCCAGCUGCGUGUGCGUCACUGUGAUGUCCUGUUUCCCACUGGAAACCAGUGCUCUGGAAACAGCAGCGAGACCAGGCCAUGCUCUCCUGACUCCAAUUUUAUACCAGAAGUCUCCAUUGCACGCUCAAGUCAGGAGGAGAGGCGAUGCGGAGAUUUCAACCUCUUCCACAUGAUCGCCGUGGGGCUCAGCAGUUCCAUCCUCGGCUGCCUGGUUACCCUGCUGGUGUACUCUUACUGCCAGCGUUAUCAGCAGCAGUCCCACGACGCCACCGUCAUCCACCCCAUCUCUGCCGCGCCACUCAACACCAGCAUCACCAAUCACAUCAAUAAACUGGACAAAUACGACUCCGUGGAAGCCAUUAAGGCCUUCAACAAAAACAAUCUGAUCCUGGAGGAAAGAAAUAAGUACUUCAACCCCCAGCUUGCCGGGAAAACCUAUACCAACGCAUACUUCACUGACCUCAACACCUAUGAUGAUUAUUAACCCUAAAUUCAAGAGUCCAGACUCCAUACCAUAGUUGGGACAGCAAUGCUAUCAUCCAUGUUGACUGUACUCUUUUCUGUGUGCUUUGUAUUGAGAUUCGUGACACCAUGAGUGGCAUAGUCCCACUCUGAGACUCUAUGGCAGCUCGUAUAUAAUGAAAACACAGACACAUAACGUUGCCAACAGAGGGAAACACCCACUUUCUCUCAGGUGCCUUGGGGUACACUUGGAAAGUACAUUUUUGCAGGCAAAGCUUGCCUUGACUGUCUCAAAUAAAUGGACAACUGGAAAUCUGUUUUCCCACCAUGGACAAAAGGAUAAAAAAAAGACAAUUUAAAGAUACAGGGGGAAACGAUCCCUUUUAACUUUCCUGUGAAGCCUCUAAACCAGACCUGUAUUUGUAACAAGGGAAGUUACCACAAAACCCCUUUGCAUGACUUCAUCUGAUGUGUUUUCUCUGCUGUUUUGUUUUGUUUUGCAUGAUUGAUCGCAUUCCAAAGUUUGGGGAUUUGCAAGCAGCUUUUGCUGGUCAGAGGUUCAGGACUUGGUUUUUGCUUGUCGAGUCAUAAGGCUGUGGUGCUGCCUGGUGGCUUUUACCUUUAACUGCUACAGCAAUCUCCUGAUGGAUCAAUAUCCACCCCAGUCCUUGAAUCAGGAUGUAGAUAUUUGAAGUCUGUGGUCAGGUAUGGUCAUGUUUUUGUUCUUUUUCCGUUACAGGCUAGCAGUGAUUAACCUAUUGUUUCUUUUUCCUUUUUUUCUUCCUUUUAAAGUUACAUAUUUUUUGUACAGAAGUUUUAGUUGAAAUCCCAUGUCUGUAGUUUUUUCUAAAUACAUUUAUUCAAUGUCUCCAGUGUUUAAAAAAUAAAACAUUUCUUCUAAAGAGAAAAAAAAAGUUUAUGUGCAUUCUGACAAAUAAUUGGGAGUAUUCAUAUCAGCCUGCAUCAAGUUGUGUCUUUGUCACCGUACUUUUAUAUUUUUUGUAAAGAUUAAAAAAAAAAAGGUUUUUGAAUUUU
This is a messenger RNA of Sphaeramia orbicularis (orbiculate cardinalfish), 4819 nucleotides long. RefSeq names its product sema domain, seven thrombospondin repeats (type 1 and type 1-like), transmembrane domain (TM) and short cytoplasmic domain, (semaphorin) 5A (gene sema5a). Gene Ontology annotation, cellular component: plasma membrane. The record is from RefSeq and is a predicted model, not a curated record. Gene Ontology annotation, biological process: semaphorin-plexin signaling pathway; positive regulation of cell migration; neural crest cell migration. Bases 570 to 3806 code for a protein of 1078 amino acids. The transcript is spliced from 22 exons. NCBI's taxonomy places the organism in Eukaryota, Metazoa, Chordata, Actinopteri, Kurtiformes, Apogonidae. Gene Ontology annotation, molecular function: semaphorin receptor binding; chemorepellent activity.